Messenger RNA from Nicotiana attenuata, 1008 nucleotides. RefSeq lists its product as uncharacterized. The coding region runs from base 84 to 713 and encodes 209 amino acids. Lineage: Eukaryota; Viridiplantae; Streptophyta; Magnoliopsida; Solanales; Solanaceae. The transcript has 8 exons. The record is from RefSeq and is a predicted model, not a curated record.
AUAACGCUCUUAACGGUAAACAGCACUACUACUUAGCUGUAAAUAAAUAGAUAGAGAAAUAUAGAGGGCAGAAGAGAUAAGUGAUGGCAUCUUCUUCAAUCAGCUUAACCUAUGGAAACUUCUUCUGUAGAUUGAACUGUAAUAAGCGACCAAUUAUAUCAAAUUAUAUCAAGAAUUCACAUAUAACAGGUUUUUUCUCCGACCAAAAUGGCCACCAUUUGAGGCUUAAGCAACACUUUCCCAUAGCAGCAGCUUCUGAUGGUCUUCCCUCUGAGAUCACUGAUGAAGAUUCUAAGUUUGUUUCUGUAAAUCCUGAGUAUCCAAAAUACGGUCCACCUGCUUUGUUGUUGCUGGGAUUUGAAGUGGACGAGGCAGCAAAGAUACAGCAACUUCUGAAGGAGAUGGAUGGUGAAUUCCUCCAGGUCAUUUUUUGUACUGAAGACAUGAUUUCUCGCUCACUUUGGGAAGCAAUGAAUACAAAACAGCCCAAUUUGGAUGCUUCAAAGAUCGCUAAACAGCUUCCACGAAUUUGCUUCCUGUCUGGCCUUACGGGAGAGGAGAUGAUGAUGUUUAUUGACGCAUUCGAAGAAAGUGGGCUUGAAGAUCCCGUAUUUGCUGCUCUAGUUGAAAACAGCGCGGACAAGCCAUUACAAGAGUUAAUUGAUGAGAUUAUGGGAGAUCAUGAACUACUUUCUGCAAGAAAUUCGAGCUAGACGACAGGUCUGGCAGCUGAGGGAAAAAGUUCUACAAAUUUGGUUUUAUCUUUAGUCUGUAGACGAUUUUGAUUUUACUUAAGUUGUUGAAGUUAACUUUCAUUAAGGGCAAUUCAGGCUUAAGUUAGUAUGGUUUUUCAUUUAAAACCCAUAUUAAGUUUCGCGAGAAGUUAUGUUAUGUGAGAUAGAAUGUCUUAUAAGAAUCAUGUGUUUAGAGAUACGUGGUAAAAGUAUUGUAAAGACAAAAAUGCCUGCAAAGUAAGUAAACCAUUCGUAACAAUUCCUUCAUUAUUAA